Molecule: messenger RNA, 1147 nt
Organism: Sturnus vulgaris (Common starling)
Lineage: Eukaryota; Metazoa; Chordata; Aves; Passeriformes; Sturnidae
Gene: RGS19
Product: regulator of G protein signaling 19
Source: RefSeq, a predicted model, not a curated record
UAGCCGGGGGGUCUCACAGCUCACCCGCGGGCUGGGAGGAGCUGAGAGCUGCAGAACAGCCCCUGAAGCACGACCCAACCCCGCCCGCCGUGUAUGAGGCUGGGACGCAGUACGCAGGACCCGCGUCCACAGAGUCACUCCUUCCGAUGUCCCGGCAUGAGACUUCUCCGACAACGGUGCAACCCGCCAGCAACCACCGCCCCAACGCCUGCUGCUUCUGCUGGUGCUGCUGCUGCAGCUGCUCGUGGAACGAGGACCGAGAGCGAGCAUGGAGGGCAUCCCGGGAGACCAAACUGGAGAAUAUCCCAAACUGUGAAGCGUGUGCCAAACCCACGCCAGAGGAGGUGCAGGGCUGGGCACAGUCCUUUGACAAGCUGAUGAAGAGCCCGGCAGGGCGCAAUGUCUUCCGGGAGUUUUUGCGGACUGAGUACAGCGAGGAGAACAUGCUCUUCUGGCUGGCAUGUGAGGAGCUCAAAACCGAGUGCAACAAGCACACCAUCGACGAGAAGGCCAGGAUGAUCUAUGAGGAUUACAUCUCCAUCCUCUCUCCCAAGGAGGUGAGCCUGGACUCGCGGGUGCGGGAGGUCAUCAACCGGAAGAUGCAGGAGCCGUCCUCACACACCUUUGACGACGCACAGCUCCAGAUCUACACGCUGAUGCACAGAGACUCCUACCCCCGCUUCCUGAACUCUGCCAUUUACAAAUCGCUGCUCCAGACCGUCUCCCACUCCUCCUCGGAGUCCUAAGGGCACCCACUAGCCGUGGGGACACAAGUGGGGACAUGGUGGCCAGGGGCAGUCGGUGCCUCUCCCCUCUGCCACCCUCCUUGCCAGACCUCACCAAGUUUUUAGCUUUUUACCUAUGAACUGUCACCCCGGUGUCUGGGUCACACUCCAGGACUGUCCCCAGGACACAGCCUGGGCCAGCUCAUACUACUGAUUGUCUGCCCCGUCCCCAGCGCUGGCCAGAGCGAGCUGGGACAGUGCCUGGGGCCUGGCUCCCCCCACACCCUGUUUGGAAGAGGUCACUUUAUCCCAUCUCCACCACACCUGGGGACACGGCUCGUCCCCAUUUGCCACCUGAGACCCAGUUGGGGACUGGGUUGGGGGUUUUUUGAGGUGGGGGGGAGGUUGACUGUCGUUGGUUU